This is a messenger RNA of Quercus lobata, 1693 nucleotides long. Its product is annotated as protein NAP1-like. Gene Ontology annotation, biological process: cell migration; cell morphogenesis; cell projection assembly. The transcript is spliced from 3 exons. Lineage: Eukaryota; Viridiplantae; Streptophyta; Magnoliopsida; Fagales; Fagaceae. The record is from RefSeq and is a predicted model, not a curated record. The coding region runs from base 170 to 1693 and encodes 507 amino acids. Gene Ontology annotation, cellular component: SCAR complex.
AUACAUAUUUACAAUAAUAGUAGUUCGUGAUCAAAUCACAUCAAAUGCAUAUGAGUGUGUAAUUAAAUACAUGCAUGUUGAUGCACAUGUUUGGGAUCCAAUAAAACCAUUAACAGAUUCUUGUAAUUUGAUAUUUUGAUCCUAACACACCAAUCAUUAACUGCAGUAUAUGAGAGAAUGCAUCCUUGGGAACUUCAGGAGGAGAUUGCUUGCAGCACUUAAAACUGAUAAUGAUCUUCAACGGCCUUCUAUUUUGGAGUCUCUGAUUCGCAGACAUAUCAGCAUUGUCCAUCUUGCAGAGCAGCAUAUUAGCAUGGAUUUAACCAAGGGUAUUAGAGAAGUUUUGCUCACAGAAGCCUUCUCAGGACCAGUUUCCUCUCUGCACUUGUUUGAAAAAGUGACAGAACAACCUACUGGAUCAGCUGCUGAAGCUGUAUGUAACUGGUACAUAGAAAAUAUAAUCAAAGAUGUAUCAGGUGCUGGAAUCCUGUUUGCACCCAUUCAUAAAUGUUUCAAGAGCACAAGGCCUGUUGGUGGAUACUUUGCAGACUCAGUUGCUGAUCUGAGAGAACUACAGGCCUUUGUUCGUAUUUUUGGUGGCUAUGGAGUUGACAGGCUAGACCAUCUGCUGAAAGAACACACAGCUGCUCUUUUAAAUUGCAUUGACACGUCAUUGCGCUCAAACCAUGAAGUGCUAGAUGCAGUAGCUGGCAGCCUGCAUUCUGGUGACAGAAUAGAGAGAGAGGCAUCUAUGAAACAGGUUGUUGAUUUGGAUACAGUGAUUGAAUUUUGUGUUCAGGCUGGGCUAGCCCUGGCUUUUGAUGGGCUUCUGGCUGAAGCUGCUGGAGCUGUGCUUGAAGAAGGUGCACCCUUGAUAUAUUCAUUACUAGCUGAGGUAGUUAAGCAUGUACCUGAUGCAAAACCUGAAAAGAAGGAAAUUAGGAGAUUGAAAGGAGUGGCAAAUAGUGUCAGUGUGGUCUGUGACCAUGAUUCCCAGUGGGUGAGUUCAGUCUUGGGAGAAGUCAGGGGUGCAAAUGAUGGUUCGUGGAGCCUGUUACCAUAUUUAUUUGCCACCUUCAUGGCAUCUAAUGUUUGGAACACCACUGCCUUCAAUGUUGAAACAGGGGGCUUCAAUUGCUUGGCAAGGUGGGUAUGCAGUCAUUUUUCCAUAAGUGAGCAUGUUAGACUAGAACGUGAGCAUCAGCAGAGACAAUCUUUCUCAAAUGGACAUGUUGAUGAGACACUAGAUUCUGAAAUACAGAGCCGUUUGUCAGCUGAAGCAAGCAUAAAGUCCACAAUGCAACUCUUUGUAAAAUUCUCUGCAGGGAUUAUACUAGAUUCUUGGAGCGAAACUAACAGAUCUCAUCUUGUUGCACAGGUCAUCUUCCUAGAUCAACUUUGUGAUAUCUCUCCAUACCUUCCAAGAAGUUCUCUGGAACUCCAUAUUCCUUAUGCCAUUCUUUGGUCAAUAUAUAGCCAGUACUACACGAAUAAUCCAUCCACACUGCUGGCAUUACUAACUGUAUCACCCUGCCAUUCUCCUGCUGUAUCACUAUCACAUGCAUCCCCUGUAAUAAGGCAGGGCCGUAGUGACUCAACUCCUCAGUAUCUCACUAAUGAUUCAGGCUAUUUUAAAUCAGCAUCAUCAUCAUAUAGUCAGGAGCACAUCAAUCAAUAUAUUACUAAAAGCUGA